Messenger RNA from Acaulospora morrowiae, 1251 nucleotides. NCBI's taxonomy places the organism in Eukaryota, Fungi, Glomeromycota, Glomeromycetes, Diversisporales, Acaulosporaceae. The record is from the annotation of a GenBank genome assembly.
AUGGAUGAUGAUUUCUUCAAGAAUUUCGGCUCAGCUAAAACCACAACUUAUACCACCAGCGGUGAUAAUCUUUUGGGUGAUGAUGAUUUUUUCAAGGGGUUUGAACCAAACAAGUCUUCCUCCUCCACCACCACCUACACAAUUUCCUCCAGUAACAAUGGAAAGCCGGCUGAGACAAAGACUUUCACCUACAGCGGUGAUCCUUCCGGGGAAAUGCUGGAAGAGAUGCAGAAGGAAUUUUCAAAAUUGGGACUUGAUUUUACAAAGCAAUUUUGGACCACCAACCUGAAUUUUGAUGAAUACUUCAACUCCGAUAUCGGUAUUAAACCUUCACAACCUCAUGUUAAAAUUGUGAAACCGGUCAAACAGCCGGAAGGAUUGCCAGAGGAAUAUUCAUGUUUCGUCAAGCCUCAUAAAGAAGAUCAACAUGAGCCUAUACCCUGUCCUUGCGAUAAUCGCAAGAGAGCUCUAUUGAUUGGGAUCAACUACUUUGGAACAUCGUACAAUUUAAAUGGUUGCGUCAAUGACGUUCGCAACAUAUAUCGAUUCCUCACGAAAUAUUGGGGAUUUCCCGAAGAAAACAUAACCGUGUUGACCGAUGACCAAAAGGAUCCAACGAAACUUCCCACCAGGGAUAAUUGCAUCAAUGCCAUGAAAGCCCUCGUGGCCAAUCCAGAGAAAGGUGACUCUGGACACGGAGGACAACAGAUUGACCCUGACGGCGAUGAGGAUGACGGAUAUGAUGAGACCAUCAUGCCGUUAGAUUUUAAGACAAAUGGUCAAAUCAUCGAUGACGAAAUGCACUAUAUAAUGAUCGAUCACCUUCCUCCCGGAGUGAGGUUGACAGCGAUCUUUGAUUCCUGCCAUUCGGGGACUGUGCUCGAUCUGCCAUACAUCUAUUCCACCCGCGGGUACAUCAAGCAGCCAAAGAUUAUAGAAGGUGGGAAGAAGAAGAAUACAGCAGAUGGUGAAAGAAUCAGGAGGAAGAAUUUCGAGACGAAAUCUAGCCCAGCUGAUGUUAUCAUGUUCAGUGGAUGUAAAGAUGAACAAACCUCCUCAGACGUGACUGUUAAUGGUGUAUCUUCUGGCGCGAUGUCACACGCUUUCAUCGAAGCUUUAACAACGGAUAAAACCCAGACCUACAAUGAACUUUUAAAUCGAAUUCGUGACAUACUUCAUGGAAAACACGCGCAGAGGCCUCAAUUAAGCUCGUCCCACCCGAUCAACAUGGAUGAUCCAUUCAUCAUGUAA